This is a messenger RNA of Selaginella moellendorffii, 2896 nucleotides long. RefSeq names its product ATP-dependent zinc metalloprotease FTSH 10, mitochondrial. Bases 177 to 2714 code for a protein of 845 amino acids. Gene Ontology annotation, biological process: mitochondrial protein processing; protein-containing complex assembly. The transcript is spliced from 8 exons. Lineage: Eukaryota; Viridiplantae; Streptophyta; Lycopodiopsida; Selaginellales; Selaginellaceae. Gene Ontology annotation, cellular component: m-AAA complex; chloroplast thylakoid membrane. Gene Ontology annotation, molecular function: ATP-dependent peptidase activity; metalloendopeptidase activity; ATP binding. The record is from RefSeq and is a predicted model, not a curated record.
CUUCUCUUUGUCAUGCCUCUCUAAAGAACAAAUGGCGUCUAGGGUUAGAAGGAAGCAGCGGUAGAAGGCGCUAUGCUUGAUCGUGCUCUGGCGGUCGCGUUGCGCGUGUUGGAGGUGUGAUUCCCAGGCGAGCAUCAGAUUGCCGGAGCGAAGCCCUGUUUGAUCGCGAGGUCUAGAUGUUUCGGCGCUAUGCAGUGGCAGCGGUCCGGCGGCGACGGCAGCACCUGAUAAAGGUUUUUGAGGAUUUGGCUUGCUCUGGACGCGCAUUCUCGGCCGAUGCCGCCAGCGCGCCCUCAUGCAGCUAUCGGGAAGGGUUGGAGAAGCGAUUCGUAUCAGAUUCCAGGUUUUCUAAGCUUUUGGUGGACUUGGAGAAAAGAUCUCUUGCCAAGCUAGGCAACAAGCCUUUGUCAGCCACUUUGCAAGGUGCUGCUCCGCGGAGAACGAUUCUCAAAAGACAGUUUUGUUCCGAAGCUCCGAAAAACAAAGGAUAUGAGAACUAUCAUCCUAAGAACAAGAAAGAUCUUCCAAAGGGUCGUGCUGAACAAAGAGCAGAGCAAAAACAUGAGGAUCCCAAGAAUGAGGGUGAUAAAGGUUUCAAGGAGGUAUCUAAGGCCCAACUGCAGUCUUAUAUUUCAACAGCGAUAGGUCUUGCGAUUCUUCUCAGCUCAUUAUCUGUGAGGUUCAACGGUACGCGCCAGCAGAUCAGCUUCCAGGAGUUCAAAAACAAGCUUCUGGAGACUGGUCUCGUUGAUCACAUAGAGGUUGUGAAUAAGGCGGUCGCAAGAGUAUAUGUUCGCGAGACGCCAGUAGCUCAAGGUCAACAAACUCAACCUCAAUCACCGUCUAUUGAUGAGGACUCGUCUGAGUUUCAAACAGAUACCGGUUCAAGCACACAAGCUCCCGCUCGGGUCUAUAGUACGCCGAAGUAUUACAUAAACAUCGGGAGUGUGGAAUCCUUUGAGCGAAAGCUAGAAGAGGCGCAGGCUGCUGCCGGAAAAGAUCCCCAUGACUUUGUUCCUGUUAUCUAUGUUUCGGAGGUCAGCUGGCUCCAGGAGCUUUCUAGCAUGGCUCCUACGCUUCUUUUGAUCGCUGGGAUAUUCUACUUGACGCGCCGACUUCAAGGUGGACUUGGUAUUGGCGGUGGUCCUGGAGGCAUGGGUGGCCGUGGGAUUUUCAACGUCGGAAAAGCCCACGUCACUAAGAUCAACAAAAAUGCCAAGGACAAGGUCACUUUCAAUGAUGUCGCUGGUUGUGACGAAGCCAAGGAAGAGGUUAUGGAAUUUGUCCACUUCCUGAAGAAUCCCAAGAAGUACGAAGAACUUGGCGCCAAGAUACCAAAGGGAGCACUGCUUGUUGGACCACCCGGAACUGGAAAAACUUUACUCGCAAAGGCAACGGCUGGAGAAGCAUCCGUGCCUUUCCUUUCCAUCAGCGGUUCCGACUUCAUGGAGAUGUUCGUUGGCGUUGGUCCGUCCAGGGUGAGGGACCUGUUCGCUCAAGCUCGGCAGUGUGCUCCCAGUAUAAUAUUCAUCGACGAGAUCGACGCGAUCGGAAGAGCAAGAGGCCGUGGCGGUUUUGCUGGAGCAAAUGACGAGCGUGAGAGCACGUUGAACCAGCUUCUCGUAGAAAUGGAUGGUUUUGCGACGACAGCGGGGGUGGUGGUUCUAGCUGGCACCAACAGGCCAGAUAUCCUUGACAAGGCGCUUUUGAGGCCUGGACGAUUCGAUCGACAGAUAGCUCUUGACAAGCCAGACGCCAAAGGCCGGGAACAGAUUUUCCGAAUCUAUCUCAAGAAACUUAAGCUAGAUCAGGAUCCGGAGCAGUUCGUGGGAGACUUGGCAAGAAUUACCGUGGGAUUUUCAGGGGCUGAUAUUGCAAACGUCUGCAAUGAGGCUGCUCUUUGCGCCGCAAGAGAGGAGCACAAAGUGAUCUCGAUGAAGGACUUCGAGGCAGCUAUCGACAGGGUUCUUGGUGGAAUGGAGAAGAAGAACAAGGUGAUAAGCCCCGAGGAAAGGAGAACAGUUGCGUACCACGAGGCAGGACAUGCAGUUGCGGGCUGGUUUCUGGAGCAUGCGGAGCCUCUGAUCAAGGUGUCGAUCGUUCCUCGUGGCUCAGCGGCUUUGGGUUUCGCGCAGUACUUUCCAAACGAGAACUUGCUGAUGACGAAAGAGCAAAUGCUAGACAUGACUUGCAUGGCUCUUGGUGGCCGUGCUGCUGAACAGGUCAUGCUCGGGAAAAUCUCGACCGGAGCGCAAAACGACCUGGAGAGAGUGACGAGGCUAACUUACGCCCAGGUGGCCGUGUAUGGAUUCAGCGAAAAGGUGGGCCUUCUAUCCUUCCCCCAGAAAGAGGACGGCAUGGAGCUGUCCAAGCCAUACAGCAACGAGACCGGCGAGCUCAUCGACCGGGAGGUCCGGGAAUGGACAGACCGGGCCUACAAGAGAACCGUGGCGCUGCUGGAAGAGCACAAGGAGGGCCUGGAGAAGCUCGCGCAGCAGCUCCUGGCGCGAGAGGUUCUCCACUACAACGAUCUGGUGGAAGUUCUUGGGCCGAGGCCGUUCAAGACCGCCGAGUCCGGCCAGUUGGAUCGAAUCAGGCAGAGGUUCCAGGGAGGAGAUGGAGACUGUGAGAAAAAAAGUGAGGAGAAGAGUGAGGAAAAGAGUGAGGAGGAGGAAAGAGUCGUGGAUGAUGGUCCAACUCCAGCGCUAGCUUGAGAGAGGUCAAGUAGAGAGAGCUCUAGUGUCUCCUUUUCUUUUUGGUUUCUUCUUGGCUUUUGUAUGUUUAUGCGCGUUCUAAAUAAGCGCUACUGUGUGUGUUGUGUUGCAAGAGAGAGGGAGCUUUGACAAGACCAUGAAGAAAAAAGAAGUUUCCAUGAAUUAAAAAAACUUUGACCAUA